AUGCGGGGUUGGGUGGGGUGCAACUGCGGUGUGGAGUUUUAUGUCUACAAACAAGAGGACAUCGCAGACCACUUGAGGGAGUGUGGUUAUGGAGUCCCUUGUGAAGGAUGUUUUCUAGGCUUUGACUCUAGACCUGGGUUGGCACAGCAUCUUAAACUGAACAAUGGGUGCCGCACUUGCCACCGUCAUUUUAGUACUGAGAAUGGCCUCAGACAGCAUGAACAAGUGCACCUACCCCGAACCGUCGAAUGCUUCAAGUGUAACGAGAAAUUCAUUUCAUUUUCCGCAAUGAUCCUUCACUUAGAGCAGGAGAUCUGUUGGCAGGAUCCGAAUCAUGAACUUGAACAUGCGGCGGCGACCUGCUUUCAAUGGCGUCGCUUUGUUGAAAGGUCUUCCCGAAUCGAGCUGUUGAAUGGCGUUGUGGACGGCAACCCAUUCUACUGUGAACGUUGCUACAGAACAUUCCCAUUUCUCUCAGCGUUGUUCCAGCAUGCCACGUUUAGCAACCAGUGUGAUGCGAGCAUUGACGACGGCGCAUUGGCGAAGUUGGUGCGUUGGCUCGAAUUGGUGAUUGAAUACGGCUACGUCAGCAAGCGCUGA
Eremomyces bilateralis CBS 781.70 is the source of this 600-nucleotide messenger RNA. RefSeq lists its product as uncharacterized. The transcript is spliced from 2 exons. Bases 1 to 600 code for a protein of 199 amino acids. Lineage: Eukaryota; Fungi; Ascomycota; Dothideomycetes; Eremomycetales; Eremomycetaceae. The record is from RefSeq and is a predicted model, not a curated record.